Messenger RNA from Odobenus rosmarus divergens (Pacific walrus), 1879 nucleotides. RefSeq names its product solute carrier family 2 (facilitated glucose transporter), member 8 (gene SLC2A8). Gene Ontology annotation, biological process: transmembrane transport. The record is from RefSeq and is a predicted model, not a curated record. The transcript has 11 exons. NCBI's taxonomy places the organism in Eukaryota, Metazoa, Chordata, Mammalia, Carnivora, Odobenidae. Gene Ontology annotation, molecular function: transmembrane transporter activity. The coding region runs from base 73 to 1509 and encodes 478 amino acids. Gene Ontology annotation, cellular component: membrane.
GUGCCGGCUGCACUCGCGGGAUCCGUGACGGUUCAGGCAACAGAGCUGACCAAGCAGGCGUUGGCUGCGGACAUGACGCCGGAGGACCAGGAGGAGACACAGCCGCUCCUGGGGCCGCCCGGCGGCAGCGCUCCCCUCAGCCGCCGGGUCUUCCUCGCCGCCUUCGCCGCCGCCCUGGGCCCGCUCAGCUUCGGGUUCGCGCUCGGCUACAGCUCCCCGGCCAUCCCGAGUCUGCGCCGCGCCGCGUCCCCAGCCCUGCGCCUCGAUGACGACGCCGCCUCCUGGUUCGGGGCCAUCGUGACCCUGGGAGCCGCGGCUGGGGGCGUGCUGGGCGGCUGGCUCGUGGACCGCGCCGGGCGCAAGCUGACCCUGCUGCUCUGCACCGUGCCCUUCGUGGUCGGCUUUGCAGUCAUCACCGCGGCCCAGAACGUGUGGAUGCUGCUCGGGGGCCGCCUCCUAACCGGCCUGGCCUGCGGUAUUGCCUCGCUCGUAGCCCCGGUAUAUAUCUCUGAAAUCUCCUACCCCUCAGUGAGGGGGCUGCUGGGCUCCUGUGUGCAACUGAUGGUCGUCAUAGGCAUCCUCCUGGCCUACCUGGCAGGCUGGGUCCUGGAGUGGCGCUGGCUGGCUGUCCUGGGCUGCGUGCCUGCGUCCUUCAUGAUGCUGCUCAUGUGCUACAUGCCCGAGACCCCGCGCUUCCUGCUGACCCAGCAGAGGCGCCAGGAAGCCACGGCCGCUAUGCAGUUCCUGUGGGGCUCUGAACAGGUCUGGGAGGAGCCCCCUGUCGGGGCUGAACACCAGGGCUUCCACCUGGCCCAGCUGAGGCAUCCUGGCAUCUACAAGCCCUUCAUCAUUGGCAUAUCGCUGAUGGCCUUCCAGCAGCUGUCAGGGAUCAAUGCUGUCAUGUUCUAUGCAGAGACCAUCUUUGAGGAGGCCAAGUUCAAGGACAGCAGCCUCGCCUCGGUCAUCGUGGGUGUCAUCCAGGUGCUGUUCACGGCCAUGGCGGCCCUCAUCAUGGACAGAGCUGGGCGGAGGCUGCUCCUGACCUUGUCAGGUGUGGUCAUGGUGUUCAGCACCAGUGCCUUUGGCGCCUACUUCAAGCUGACCCAGGGCGGCCCCAGCAACUCCUCACAUGUGGACCUCUUGACGCCUCUCUCCACGGAGCCCGCCAGCGCCAGCGUGGGGCUGGCCUGGUUGGCAGUGGGCAGCAUGUGCCUCUUCAUUGCCGGCUUCGCUUUGGGCUGGGGGCCCAUCCCCUGGCUCCUCAUGUCUGAGAUCUUUCCUCUGCACGUCAAGGGCAUGGCCACUGGUGUGUGCGUCCUCACUAACUGGUUCAUGGCCUUCCUGGUGACAAAGGAGUUCAGCAGUGUCAUGGAGGUGCUCAGGCCCUACGGAGCCUUCUGGCUUGCCUCCGCCUUCUGCAUCUUCAGUGUCUUUUUCACUUUGUCCUGUGUCCCGGAAACCAAAGGACAGACUUUGGAGCAAAUCACAGCCCAUUUUGAGGGGCGGUGACAACCCCCUCUCGGAGCUGGAGUCCAGGACCGCAGCCCCUUGGAGCCUUGUCCUCCAGGGCCCUUCCUUCCUACCGGGCUCUCUACAGCCCAGCGGACCAUGGGUAUGAGGUUCCCGGCCCCUGGGUCCAGUUCCCGCCACCCCUCUGUGACCCCGGAGGAGGGAACAUCCUGGAGUGGCCUUGUUGCUCUGUGGUCCUUUGUCCACAGGCCAUCUCCAUCUUGCCAUGAAAGCAACAGCAGAGGAGGGAGACUCUUGACUCCUCCUUUUCUGGAGGAGAUGCUUUUGAGGGGUGGUCCCUGGUUUCUCCUCUCCAUGGCUGCAUUAUCAGGAAGGAGCUUUGUUUGCCAAAUAAAGAUUUGACUCAGAA